AUGUCCCACGGCGCGCUCGACGCCUACCGCGACGCGUACGCGCGCGUGCGCGUCGAGCGCGAGGCGUGGGCGAGAGAACACGCGCGGGCGAGAGCACUCUUCGGCGCCGUCGUGAACGCAUUCGAACGCCUCCCGGCGCUCGCGCGCGCGAUGACGGUGCAGACGUACGGGGACGACGUCGAUGCGAUGUUCGCGCGCGCGACGGUCUCGGCGCAGUACGCGUCGCUGGACGCGAUGUUCGUUGGAUUGGUCGAGGCGUGCGAGGGGUUGGAACGCGUCGCGACGGCGAUGCGGCGAGCGAAGACGGACGCGUGGCGACGGAUCGAUGCGAUGGAACACGCGCCGAGAUUGGGGGGGGGGGAGAAGGUGGGGCCGCAGCCGAGCGUGGCGGAGUGCGUGUUGGGACUGGAGGAGAUGUGGCGGAUGCAUCGAGACGAGAGCGCGUUGGCGAGAGCGCUGACGACGCGGGCGCGGACGUGCGAGGACGCGGAGGAGUUGCGAACGAUGCAUCGAUUGUUCGCGGCGCAAGCGAAUUUGGAUCCGGAGGAGAUUCGAUUGAUCAUCGAUCGGGUGCCGGUGAAGAACGUGGAGUCGGAUCGAGGGAGGAGGUAG
Ostreococcus tauri is the source of this 612-nucleotide messenger RNA. RefSeq names its product unnamed product. The coding region runs from base 1 to 612 and encodes 203 amino acids. The record is from RefSeq and is a predicted model, not a curated record. Lineage: Eukaryota; Viridiplantae; Chlorophyta; Mamiellophyceae; Mamiellales; Bathycoccaceae. The transcript has a single exon.